AUGAAAUUAUUACUUGUAUUACUUUUUAUUUCUUUCAACUAUUCGUUUGGUCAAAAACAAUAUAUAAAUUUCAUUCCCUAUGGAAAUCAGUGGUGCAUUGAUAAUCCAUAUGGAGUUGGUGUAUCAGUUGUUCCAAAUAGAUGUUUAAAUGAUGUUGAAUAUUUUGUUGAUGGCUACAAAUAUAACUCUUAUUUUGCAUAUAUCGGUACCGAUACAAAUAAUGAACCAACAGUUUAUAUAACAUCCUAUGGACAAAGAAAUUGUUCAGAUUCAGAGGGACAAACAUUGACUUUUAGAAUUAACUCAUGUGAAUACGCACCACCAAUGACUCAACCAAAAAAUUCACAAUAUUCAUUUGUUACAGUCACAAAUAAACCAUCAUUCUCAGAUAACAGUGUUGUUAAUGCAGUUUAUUCAAAUGACCAAAAUUCAUCCUCAUCUGAUAAUAGUGGUUCACCAGUAUGCAAUAAUGACAAUUUCUUAUUUGCUACAUCUAUGACUGACGGAUUAAUAACCUAUUUACAAAGUGGUGUUGAAGAGAUCUUCAGUUGUAAAAAUGGACAACCAUUUUUAAAAUCUUGCUUUAAUAACAAUUGCAAUAACGGCACAAUUGCACUUUCAUGUUCACCAAACCUAAGCGAAUCCACAAGUCAGUCUUAUUUCUGUUCAAAAUAA
This is a messenger RNA of Dictyostelium purpureum, 675 nucleotides long. RefSeq lists its product as uncharacterized. The transcript has 2 exons. The record is from RefSeq and is a predicted model, not a curated record. NCBI's taxonomy places the organism in Eukaryota, Evosea, Eumycetozoa, Dictyosteliales, Dictyosteliaceae. Bases 1 to 675 code for a protein of 224 amino acids.